UUACUUGUUAAUCAAGAUAAAUUGUUUUCUUUCUGUUUAUGAGUGGAAACUUGGUAAGAUGAAAGAAGUUGCAAGAAAAAAUGUGAAGAUAAAACCAGGUAACAACUUAUCAUCAUCCUUCCCUCCAUUGGUAAUUGUUAAUAUUGGCUCUCUCCUUUAGACGGCGUCGCAGCUCCCAUUCAUUCAUCAUCUUUUAUCAUCAUUUUUGGCUCACUUUUUUACCUUUCUUCAACAAACCAAGUUACUUAGCAUGUUAGUGAAAAAAGUUGACCUCAACGAGAAACGUUGAAAAUCGUACAGAAUGAUUACAAGUAAUAACAAUAAUCAUCACAACAUUAACCAUUCAAGUCCAUUAAGUGUCAAUUCUGGUAUCACUUGUGAUGUACCCAGUGAAGAGACAAACGAUGAUCUCAGUGGGAUUUCAUGGACUCAUGAGAUGGUCUCAAGUGCCAAAGAUGCAAUGAUAUCCUCUAAUGGCAAUGAUUUUCAGUCCAUUGAAACUUUAAGCUACUUCUGUGAUUCCCCGUUAAAUGAUCAUCAGCAUUCCCAACAGCAUCACCAAUCUCAUCAAAACUAUCAUCUUUCUGACCAUCAACAGGGACAACAACGACACAACUACAUAAAUGGAUCAAGUAAUGCUGGCCAAGCUCAUGGCUAUUCCUCGCCUUUGGGCUCAACUGGUUACUCUUGUAAAUAUUUUUCACCUUCACCCACCUCGUCAUCAUCUCCGGCAUCGCCUCCUCACCCAUUGAUAUCAUCGACAACAAAUGCAACUCCAUCGUCCACAUCAACAACAAACAAUAUUAUUGCUUCUUUAAAUGGAUCACUGUCUUCGGUAUCUUCAUCUUCCUCUUCAUCUUGUUCAUCCUCAUCCUCAUCCUCAUCUUGUUCACCCUUGGACACUGGCUCUAGCUUGGUGUCGUCUCUAUGUGUUACUUUGAUACCACUGGUUGGAUCACAAAUGUCACCUCCAGCUUCACCCCAAAACGAGAACAAACCAUAUAUCGAUAAUUAUCACCAUCUUCAUCCUCAUCUCCAUCAGAAUAGCCAUGGUCAUCACAAUAAUCACGAGCAAUAUUUGAAUAACACUGAACAUGCAAUUAAACUUGAGCCUGUUCAUCAACUUCAACAUGACUCUGCUCUUCACCAAAAUUCAAACUUCAACAAUAAUCAGCAAUCGAUUCAUCAUCAACCGGUUCACCAAUCACAAAUGGUACAUCAACAAAAUAGUUUACAAUCGACAAACUCGAAUGCUAAUUACUCUGAAGAUGUUUACCUAGACAAUGGAUUAGAUCAACCAAUUGAAUCUUGUCAUCAAAAUGUUCAUCAAGGCCAUCAACAAGAGCCUCAACAAGCCCAAGACCAUGCUCAUCAACACCCUCAACACCAGCAUCAUGCUCGUUAUAAUAAUAUGAGUUACAAUAGCAAUGAAGGUUACUUUGAAUCUUCCAAUAUUAUGGUUAACCAAUCAACAAUCAAUGUUUUACCCGUAAAUGAGCCCAACCAACAUGUCUCACAUGUUGAUGUCUCACAGCAUCAGCAUCAUCCAGUGCAACAACCAAACCCUAAUCUACACCAGCAACAACAAGCACAAAAUCAUAACGUACAUCAACACGGUGACCAUCAAGUAUCUUUAACCUCACCCCUCAAUUCACUUGUACUGCCUCCAGUCAACUCAUCAGUCCUCGGAUCAACCACCACCGGAGCGACACCAGCAACAUUAGAGAUUGUGGUUAAAAGUCGUCGAGAUCGUCGAAUUUCAGGUCGAAAAAAGGUUACAUCACAUUGUUGCACGUAUGUUAAUUGCGGUAAAAGUUAUUCCAAAUCAUCUCACUUGAAAGCUCAUCUGCGAACUCAUACAGGGGAAAAGCCAUACCAUUGUACUUGGAAAUCUUGUGGAUGGAAAUUUGCUCGAUCAGAUGAACUGACCCGUCAUUACCGUAAACACACGGGCGAUAAGCCAUUCAAGUGUGGACUGUGUGAAAGGCGAUUUUCCCGUUCAGAUCAUUUAUCACUUCACAUGCAAAGACAUACAAAUAUUUAAUAAUUUGUAUCAAAUUAUUGGACAACAAAACAGUACUUACAGUACAUAGCUCAAUACUUUAUUACAACUUGUUAAUGUAACAAAGCUGUUUUUAUACUAACUUAUUAUUUUGUUGUUUUUUAUGAUUAUUUGUUUCAAUAUAC
Molecule: messenger RNA, 2187 nt
Organism: Tetranychus urticae (two-spotted spider mite)
Lineage: Eukaryota; Metazoa; Arthropoda; Arachnida; Trombidiformes; Tetranychidae
Biological process (GO): regulation of transcription by RNA polymerase II
Molecular function (GO): DNA-binding transcription factor activity, RNA polymerase II-specific; RNA polymerase II cis-regulatory region sequence-specific DNA binding
Source: RefSeq, a predicted model, not a curated record